Molecule: messenger RNA, 1085 nt
Organism: Poecilia reticulata (guppy)
Lineage: Eukaryota; Metazoa; Chordata; Actinopteri; Cyprinodontiformes; Poeciliidae
Source: RefSeq, a predicted model, not a curated record
GUUCUCUCUGGAUGACCUGCUUACCAACGUUAUGAUCUACUGGACUUCAAGCUGCAUCGUUUCUUCAAUGAGGUUCUAUAAGGAAAACUUUGGCAAAGGUCUGGACGCGCCCCAUGCUAAGAUACCGGUCUUCGUUCCGACGGGSUUCGCCUGCUUCCCCAACGAGCUGAUGCAUACGCCCAAGCUUUGGGUCAAACAGAAAUACCACAACCUCGUCAGCUUUUCUCCCAUGCAGCGUGGCGGCCAUUUCGCUGCCAUGGAGGAGCCCCGGCUGAUGGCGGAGGACAUCCAGCAGUUCACAAGAUCAGUGGAGGAGAUGAUGAAGAAGAAGAAGGAGUAGAAGGUUGAUGGAUAAGAUGCCAAAUGUUUUCUCCUGCAUUUAGCCAAGAAAGGAGGUGAUUUUUUYCCCCUUAGUGGAAUCAGAACAUUUUAGUGGAUUAGAAUAACAUAUAUUUGGGACAUGUAAUAUUCAAAUAUCCACACACAUCACACACCUAGCUGGCAGAUGAAAGCACCUAAAUAACUAGAGGCAACAUAUUACAGUUAAUUGUUGCAUAAAGCAUGUUUUUCAGAAAUUUUUUUACAUAAAUCAUUAUUUCUGAAUUUUUUCUGUUCUCCUUCAAUGACGGAGUAAUAAAACUGACUGGUUUUAGAGAUGGUUUGUGCUGGCAGUCCAGCUGUUUAAUGAAUAUCUAGGCACUUCAUUCACUACAGCCUGGAGUGCUGAAAAGAGAAGAGUGAGCAGCUGCAGAUGGGAUGUCAGGGGGMAGCCAGUGUUAUUGUGUUGACAGCAUAGACAAGGUGCCAAGCAUUCCUCUGACUGAUAGCAGAAGACCUCCACACUCAGGCCACAGCCGUGAUAACACUUGCUGACCAGUCAGGUUUAAUAUUCAGCCAUGUUGCCAUUUAGACACAUUUCAAUCUUCCUGGAGUCAAAUAGGAGUGGCUCUUACUUUACUUUUACUUUUUAUUAUUUGACCAGGAAUUAGUGAUGCAAGUAAUUGAUUAAAGGGGCCGUAUUAUGCAAAAUGUACUUUUUUUUAGCYUUAUAUCAUGUUAUUGUGUUAUACUCCCUUACCAAACCA